ACAACCCCUUCACCCUGGGAAUCUUUUCAGCUCUCUGUCCUUUUCCAGCCCGGACGGUGUGGCGAGCAGACCUGCAGCCACUUUCUCCACUUCUUUCUUCUCUAGCCCUUCAUUUCCCAUCUUGAAACACAACAACAUGGAUCCCAAAGCCAUAAAGGAGGAGCUGCGGCUGUUCCAGAGCACCUUAUUGCAGGAUGGACUGAAGGAACUUCUGAAUGAGAACAAGUUUGUGGACUGCACUUUAAAAAUCGGUGACCGCAGCUUUCCCUGCCAUCGCCUGAUCAUGGCCGCCUGCAGCCCCUACUUCAGAGAGCUCUUCUUCUCCGAGGACGGCAAGGAGAAGGAGAGUGGCAAAGAAGUGGUUCUGGAUGACGUCGAUCCCACCAUCAUGGACAUGGUCAUCCAGUAUCUGUAUUCGGCUGAGAUCGACUUGACGGACGACAACGUUCAGGAGAUUUUUGCAGUGGCGAACCGUUUCCAGAUUCCCUCAGUGUUUACAGUAUGCGUGAACUACCUUCAGCAGAAGCUUUCGCUGUCCAAUUGUCUAGCCGUUUUCCGGCUCGGCCUUGUCCUCAGCGUUCCCAGGCUCGCCAUAGCGGCUCGCGAUUUCAUCGCUGACCGCUUCGAAACCGUGUCUGCCGAGGAGGAGUUCCUUCAACUGGCACCUCAUGAGCUUUUGGCCCUGAUUGGUGGAGACACGCUUAAUGUGGAGAAAGAAGAAGUCGUGUUCGAGUCUGUGAUGAAGUGGGUGCGCAGCGACAGGGCCAAGCGCGCCAAGAGUCUAGGAGAAGUUUUCGACUGCAUCCGCUUCCGCUUGCUUCCGGAGAAGUACUUCCGGGAGAAGGUGGAGAACGAUGACGUGAUCAAGGCCGAUCCUGAAGUCUUGAAGAAGCUGCAAGUCAUCAAAGAUGCCUUCGGAGGAAAACUCCCCGAGAAGAAACCCAAAGAGAAGAAGGAAGGAGAGGCCGGAGAAGAGGAAGAAGAGGAGCUGCUGCCGGGUUACUUGAAUGAUACUCGUAGGCUGGGGAUGUACGGACGUGAUCUAAUCGUCAUGAUCAAUGACACGGCUGUUGUUGCGUACGACGUGGCCGAGAAUGAGUGUUUUCUGGCUGCCAUGUCAGAGCAAGUGCCGAAGAACCAUGUGAGUUUCUGCACCAAGAAGAACCAGCUCUUUGUCAUCGGGGGCCUGUUCGUUGAUGAAGAAAGCAAAGAGUCUCCACUGCAGUGCUACUUCUACCAGCUGGACAGUAUCGCUGCUGAUUGGAGGGCAAUGCCACCAAUGCCCAGCCCCCGAUGCCUGUUCAGUCUGGGUGAAUGUGAACACCUGCUGUUCGCCGUCGCCGGCAAAGACCUGCAGACCAACGAGUCCCUCGACUCAGUCAUGUGUUAUGACACUGAAAAGAUGAAAUGGAGCGAGACCAAGAAACUUCCUCUGCAUAUUCACGGCCAUGCAGUUGUCUCACAUAACAACCUGGUGUACUGCAUUGGAGGAAAGACAGAUGACAACAAAGCUAUCAAUAAAAUGUUCGUGUACAACCACAAGCAGUCUGAAUGGCGAGAACUGGCUGCUAUGAAGACGGGCAGAGCAAUGUUUGGUGCCGUAGUUCAUAAAGGAAAAAUCAUUGUAGCUGGCGGAGUGAAUGAAGGAGGACUCAUAGCUCUAUCUGAAGCCUACGAUUUUGGAACAAACAAGUGGGACACAUUCACAGACUUCCCCCAAGAACGCAGCUCUGUGAAUCUUGUGAGCACCGGAGGAAACCUCUUCGCAAUUGGCGGCUUUGCUAUUGUAGAGCUGGAAGACAAAAGCAUCGGACCCUCCGAGGUCACUGACAUUUGGCAGUAUGAAGAUGACAAAAAGACAUGGAGUGGCAUGCUGAGAGAGAUGCGCUACGCCUCUGGCUCCUCUUGCGUUGGCAUGCGUCUGAAUGCGGCCAGGAUGCCCAAACUCUAAAUGAAACCCCUCUUUUAAAGUGUGACUCCAUAUGGUCAUGUGACCUUUGACCUCAGCACACAGCUGUGAUCAUUUAAGCGUAGUCUAAAAUGAGAAACCAAUGGAACUAAAAGUGCAAAAAAGCUUUUUGGGUUCUCUAUAAGUAUUUUUUCUUUUACAUUUUAGAUUUAACAGUUAAUGUGAAAUGAAUGUGUAUGUGUGUGAACAAGUCAUUUUUCAUUUAAUGCCAUGACAGCUAGAACAGGUGCGCGCCUAUUUCUGUGUUGUUAUUAUACUGUAAUAAAAAUAAAAACUCUAGUAUUCUACUUCAAUACUAGUAGGUUACUAUAUGUAUAUGCAUUUUAUUUUGUAAAAUAAACAUUUUUAAACCAUAUCAACUAACUUGUGGUGUUUUUCUAGCACAGUUGAUUUCCCUGAUAAUUGCAAAAAU
Rhinichthys klamathensis goyatoka is the source of this 2381-nucleotide messenger RNA. RefSeq names its product kelch-like family member 41b (gene klhl41b). The record is from RefSeq and is a predicted model, not a curated record. Gene Ontology annotation, molecular function: protein binding. Lineage: Eukaryota; Metazoa; Chordata; Actinopteri; Cypriniformes; Leuciscidae. The transcript is spliced from 6 exons. The coding region runs from base 137 to 1951 and encodes 604 amino acids.